AAACUUUUAUUCAAGAUUAUAGCUACGUUUUAUCUUAUUUCCGUGUUGUCAAAAAGGGGGAGGAUGCGACGCACAUAGUUCUCCUAUAAACAAAAUGAAGUUUACAAUCGUUUUGGUUGGCGUCAUGGGUGUUUUUUACAUAUCAUUUUGUUCUGCAGUGACCCCUGUAAGGUUAGUUGAUGGUCCGCAUCGUUACGCCGGGAGACUAGAGGUUUACUAUAAAGGUGAAUGGGGAAGUGUAUGCGAAUCAUACUUUGACCAAGAUGACGCAGACGUCGUUUGUGGCAUGAUUCGGAACACAACAAUUGGACUGAUCAACGCUACAAUACAUGGAAAUAAUUACUACGGACAAAGCCAAGGACCUGUUAUUAUAACAGACCUUCAAUGUAACGGUACAGAAGAUGAAAUCUUUUUCUGCAAGUCUGAUAAAUGGAAAAGUGGCCACUAUUGUAAUUAUUAUUAUCAAAAUGUCGGUGUAGACUGCAACACACAAGUAAAGCUAUAUAAUGGCGGUUAUGGAAUGGGAGGGGUUGAAAUAUUAUAUAACGGCAGGUGGGCAACUAUUUGUACUACCAACUUUGAUACUAAUGCAGCAGGCGUCAUCUGUAGAACAAUGGGAUUAAGUUCAAGAAACACUUCAUAUGACUCAUAUUACGGAUCAAGUCGCCCCGGCUAUAUAGUUACCUGCGGGGGAGAAGAAGAAGAUCUCAGUCAGUGUUACAUAUAUGAAAGUUACUGCAGUUCAUAUUAUCACGUCCAGGUGGAAUGCGGUGAUACAGACAUUCGGUUUAUCAAUGGACCGAAUUCAAAGCAUGGUCAACUUCAAGUGGAGUAUCAGGGAAGAUGGACGGAUAUUUGCUACGACGGGUUCGGUCCAAAUGAAGCUCGUGUUGCCUGUAAAAUGAUUAAUGGUACAGAUGUAGCUGGUACUAUAACACGAAGGUAUCAUAGCGGAUAUUCCUACAAUGUUAGGGAUUUAUCAUGCACAGGGAAGGAGGAUGAUCUAUCACAAUGUUUGUCUGGAAGAUGGGGAACAUAUUCCAGAUGUCCGUCUUUAUAUAUCGUCGACCUAGACUGCAAUACAGUACGACUGAUGGACGCAGGCAACAGUAUUAAUCAAGCUGGGCGUCUAGAGAUAUACUCUAAUGAAACAGGUUGGCAAACUGUUUGUGCCGACCAUUUCUAUUCAAGAACUGCUAGGACUGUUUGCAGAAUGCUGGGGUAUAAUAGGUACUUUACAUAUGUGCACAACCAGUAUCCAAGGGGUCAUGGUAAUAUGACGUUACAAUGGUUUUCUUGCCAGGGAUACGAGAGUGAUAUCUGGGAAUGUCCUUCAUUCAGCACCUAUUCAUACUGCAGUUCUGGGCUUGAAGCAGGAGUUGACUGUUCAUACAGCGGAUACUAUACAAAUUCAUAUUUGCUCUCGACUGUACAAACAGAAUCCAGUAUUAGAUUGGUGAAUGGAAAUGGUCAUUCAGGACGCGUAGAGGUCAAUUAUAAAGGUCAAUGGGGGACGAUCUGUGACUCGAGUUUCGACCACGAUGAUGUACAGGUCAUUUGUCGAAGUCUUGGCCUCUACCAAGGAAGCAGCUAUGGCGUUGCAUAUUAUGGGGCACAUUUCGGUGAAGGAGAAGGAAAUGUGGUUAUUGAAGAUCUACAAUGUAAUGGAUAUGAAAAUCAUAUUUCUAAGUGUGCGUCUAAAACCUGGCUUUCAAACGGAUGUGACCACAGCAGAGAUGUAGGUGUCGAUUGUUACGCUUAUAGAUAUGAUCUGUAUACCACUAAAAGUUAUAACGUUAUGGCGAGCAGCGGCAAUUACGAGGGUGCAAUACGUCUUGUAAACGGAUUCAGCAGAUAUUCCGGACGUGUGGAGGUUUUUUAUAAUGGACGAUGGGGCACUAUCUGCGACGACAGUUUUGAUAGUCGUGACGCCAGGGUUGUUUGCCGUGUUCUUGGCAUGAAUUAUGGAUACAACACCGUAUAUGAUUCGGCACGUUUUCGGUGCUGGAAGUGGGCCUAUAACAAUUGAUGAUCUCGAUUGUAACGGCGAUGAAUGGGGUUUUGUCACAGUGUAACUCCCAACCAUGGUACUCCCAUGAUUGUUCACAUAGUGAAGAUGUCGGUGUGUCAAUUGCUAUGGCUAUUAUACAACAAAUCUACCCUGGUGGUACCACCAAACAACGGAAAGAACAAUAAUGCGGUCACCGACUAUGGACGAGAUAAUUCACGUUGAUUGUGACGAGAAUGGCUGGAAUAUCAGAGUGGACAUGUACCGUCUCCGUGAGUUGUAUCCCAAUGCCAGGGCGUCAGAUAUUUACCUUGGAGAGAACUCGUGUACUGGCAGUCAAAGCUGGAGUAGUGUAACAUUCAGGCAGGGUCUCCGGGAAUGUCUUACAUCUGAAACAAUAAGAGGUAACGUUUUGGUAUACAGUAAUGAGUUGGUGUAUGCUGAAAGGGAUCCUAACUAUCAGUUUAUUAUACGGCACUAUAACUGGACAGUUGGUAUAGAAUGUGAUGUUGAUAGGAAUGAAAGCUCGUCAGCUCACAUACACCAUGAUAACAACCAUUUAGCGUUACCCUGA
This is a messenger RNA of Ruditapes philippinarum (Manila clam), 2582 nucleotides long. Its product is annotated as deleted in malignant brain tumors 1 protein-like. The record is from RefSeq and is a predicted model, not a curated record. Lineage: Eukaryota; Metazoa; Mollusca; Bivalvia; Venerida; Veneridae. Bases 95 to 2029 code for a protein of 644 amino acids. Gene Ontology annotation, cellular component: membrane. The transcript is spliced from 19 exons.